Molecule: messenger RNA, 5702 nt
Organism: Cheilinus undulatus (humphead wrasse)
Lineage: Eukaryota; Metazoa; Chordata; Actinopteri; Labriformes; Labridae
Gene: rell2
Product: RELT like 2
Exons: 7
Coding region: 405-2711 (768 amino acids)
Biological process (GO): positive regulation of cell-substrate adhesion; positive regulation of p38MAPK cascade
Source: RefSeq, a predicted model, not a curated record
AUCACUUAUUUCAUUAUUAAAUUCAUAUGUAAUCUACAGUGCUGAGAAUUGGACUGAGAUUGUUUUGCAUCUUAAACUAGAGUUUAAUGGCAUAAACUUGCUCUGCUUUCAUUCCUCUGUAGAUAGAGAGUAGAAGGGUCUGAGGGAAAUCUAAACUGUGCAGGAGGGGCACCCACUGUCCACUGGUGCAGCUUGUUUUCCAACACACGCUUUUAAACUGUCUACAAACCAUAUUUUUUUCUGCCAGUAUUUUUUUUUAAUACAUUUAUUUUUCUGGGACUAUAAUUUUUUGGAUAUAUCUACUAUUGACACACAGAAGAAUGACUGAUUAUCGAUGUUGACCAGCCUGCAGCAGAAGACUUAAAGAUGAUUUGAACCGUCAAGAAGGCUGUUGAACCCACAGUAUGACUGAGCUUGAAGUCUCAGGGCCGGGGGAACAUCCCCCUUCCUAUAUGAUCUUUGUGGUGGUCUUCCUCUUCUUCCUCACUGGUCUGCUGGGCUUCCUUAUCUGCCACCUGCUGAAGAAGAAGGGCUACCGCUGUCGCGCUGGGGAUAUGGAAGAUGAUGAUGAGGAGGAGGAGAAGCUGGGAGGGAAUGCAGACGAUGAGGAUGAGAACCAGGAUACAGUGGAGCAGAUCCUAAAAUGCAUCAUUGAAAAUGAAGCCAAUAUGGAAGCUUUCAAUGAAAUGAUUGGAAACCAUAACGUCUGUGUUCGUCACGACCCGAGGUUGCGUAAGGAGUCCAUCGGUGGCAUUCCUCCCCAUCUCCACACAGUCCACUCAGGAACUGACCACAACACAUGCCACCUCUGUGCCCAAGUCAAAUCUAAAAAGGGACGAAGACACAGCCGAACUCCUCGUUUCAAACAACGGCCCGGGGAGCAGACAGUCUUCUCUGUUGGCAGGUUCCGGGUUAUUCACACUGAUAAGAAGCUCCAGGGAGCUCCAAAUCCACUGGUCGGUUCAGGAGACCAGCUGAACCAAUCUCAGGAUAGUGAGGAGCGUAAGGAGGGUGGAUACAAUUUGAGAAACAUGUUCAAGGAUGUCCGACCGCCUUCAGAGAACACCAAUGGCGUUGCUCCGGCUGUGGGGAAACGCAGAAAGAGUUUAACCAUAUUUGGGUUAAGGCGGGGCAGUGACCCGGUUCCUGCUAAAGCAGGAGAGGGGACUGAAAGGGAGACUGGAGGUGUAAGAUUUGCUAUUCAGCAGCAACCAGUGGUGAUGGAAGAGCGGUCACUGGGAGAGAACACUGAAGUUAUCUCUAGCAAACCUGGAAUCAAACCUAAAACAGAGCCAUCAAAAAAUCCAAUCCCUGCUUUUCCAAAACCUGAGGCGAAAACUUCAGAUCCAGAAGGUGCUCCCUUGACCUGUGACUUGAGAAGUGCUCCUCAGGAUGGCUCUCAACAAGGACGCUCUCCUGAACUUGGUAUAAACCUUGGGAUCAAGCCUCCAGCUGGGUCUACCCCAAACUCACUUCCUGUUUUACCUCCUGCUCCAUCUGGACAGAUAGUAAAGACAGCUGAGAGACCAACAGACCUCAAGAAUAAAGUCUUAGAAUAUGAAGAUGGAUAUGAUCCUGGGCCUGUACAGACCUCCACACCCAUUGCCCCAAUGUACGGAUCCUUGAUUCCCACUAAUCAGCCUCAAUCCUACCCUAGCAAUGACUAUCCAGUCACCCAAACUCCUCCUGAUCAAAGCUCCAGUCCAGAUAAUGAUCAAGGUUUUGGUGCUAACCUAGCUUUAAUAAGCCUAGGGUCAUCCCCUCCAUCUUCAUACCCAAUACAGUCUCAAUCUUCAGCUUCUUCUCUGAAAACUCCUACCUCACCCCUGGCGAUUACACCAAGCCCCAAAUUAAGUACAAGAAAUACACCACUGGAGGCCACAAAGACUGGCUUUUCACCAAUACUUACUCCAAGUCCUAAACUCCCAUCAGGCCGGGCUCCAUCUUCAUCCUUUGGAUUAAGUGCUAGUCCACUACAAGUCAGAACUCCUUCCCCUGGUUUUACAUCUGGUCUCAACUUAGAAACCACACCUGUAUCACCAAGAACCCCCUCUUCCCCUGCAGAUCAAAAACAAUCCUCUGAACGUUCACCUCAUCUGACACUGAAGUCAGAAGGUGUCACAUCUAAAGGGGGUACAGAUUCAAGCCCCUUACCUGUGAGGGAAGAAGAGCAAGAAGGAGCCAGUAUCCCAAGGAGAGAGGAAAAGACAGAAGUGAAGAGGGCUGGGAUCCUCAAAAAAGCCAAACUUUCACCGGUAGAGGGAUAUCAGUUCUAUGAAGACAGACCCACCAAUUUGCUUCUGUCGCCUUCCAGUCCAUUGUCCCUGUCCUCGCCUACAGAGGGCAGGAUUAGCGGUGUGACAAUCGUGAAGGCAAGCCCUGACAGCAAGAGAGAGUUUUCUGUUGUCACCAUGGUGGAAAACGAGGACUCAUCAACUCCAACCAAAGAGCAGGAAAGAGAGACUUCUGAGCUUGGUGACAAAUCUGGAACUAGUUCAGCAGUUGAUAAAGAAAGGGAGGUUUUUGCUCCAGGUGUUGGAGAACCUAAGAGACAAAGUGGAGAGUCUUCUGGAGCAAAGGUUAGGCCCACUGUGAGUCAAGACAGGGAUGAUAUGAUGGAGAUGGAAGAUAUAAGAGACUGCAAAGUCACUCAGGAAGAAGAAGUAGAGAGUAGAGAGGAAAAGGCAUCAAGUGUAUCAAAACAAGACUAAGGUUUAGAGUCUCACAUAAAAAAUGGUGAAUGUUUGAUUCAAAAUGAGGCACCACUCAGCGGACUAGAUGAAAGGACACUUAGGAAUAAAAAAAAAUUAGGCAAUUAUAAACCUGCCUAUAUUCUUUUACCCUCGGCACUAGGUAUGUCACAGCAGGACAGGACCGGCUGGUUGAUUUAUGUAAAAUUGGACAAUGCUCUUCUACUUCUAGAUUUAAAAGAAGAUCCGUUGCAAGUUCAGCCCUUUUCCAAAACUUUACUCAUGCUUUAUGUCAUCAGCUAUAAAUUUACAAACGAUGCUUGCAAAUUUAUAAAAAUAUAUAUUGUUGGCUCCAGUUUAUUCUAAGUGUGAAAGGAAUAUGCAGCCAUAUUGCAAAUCUGUGAGGUUGCACAGUGGAGAUGAGGUUUCAACAUAAUGCUUUACCUAUUGUCAGUACAUAAAAUGUUAACAUACUUUAAACUAAUAUUGAUCACUUUUAUUAUGCUUAACCAUCCCAGUAUUUGCACUGAAAAACUUUUUGAGAAAAUAUUUGAUUCAUGCUGAUAAAAAAUUGAAAAGCAGUUGGCUAUGGUCACAAGCACGGUAACAAACUUGUGGUUGCACCAAGAGACCGCUAAUUUGUUUCUGGAUUCCAUCCCAUCUCUUUCAACAUUGUAUAAGAAAUAUCAAGUUUCUUGAGAUAUUUACAAGAUCUGCCAAAAAUAAACAUGAACAGUGUCUGCAAUGUUGAGCAUGAGCACGGGAUUAGGUAGCGUCUUCUUGGGACGCCCAGUUCGCGGCUUGCCUCUGACAUCCCCCCCGUCAGGUGGAACUUUGCCAUCUCAGUUUGGAGAUGGUACUCUGGCUCACUGAAAUAAUGACACAACUUGGUUUUGCUGAACAUCAGCUUGAAGUUUCUAUGUUGCACAGGUCCUAUCCAGAUCAGUCAAACGUGAUUAUGGAACAGACACCUACGGACAACUGUAGCAGGGCCCAUGCUCACAGGUGCUGACAAUCAGCACCUUGGAGUGCCUGAAGCUCAAAACAAGAGUCAGUAGCAACAGCAGCGUAAGCUGUUUGGCAUUGGCAGAGAAGAUUUGGCAAAUUUUUCAAGGCCACAACCCACAUACAGUACUCAUCUCUGCUGCUCGUCCCAAAAAUGCAUGUCCCUUACAAAUGUGCCACCAUCUAAAUGGGAAAUAAAGAGGCUUUCCAGCCAAAAGGAUUCUCAUGUGUUUGCAAAGCUAGCUUGCUUUUUUUUUUUUAACUUUACAUACUAUUUGCCCAUGACCCAAAGAUCAGGGUACAGAUGAAGUGAUUUCAGGCCAUUAUGCUACAGAUCCAUGAGGAUGUCUGAGCCUCAUAGUUAAGGUGUAGAACUAUAUUAGUUCUGUCUCCAUCAUAGACUCAUGUAACUUGUAAAACUUGAUUCUCCUUUUCUGCUUGCUUCUGGAAGCAGGGAAACAGGCAUAAUUGAUCUGGUCACAUUGUGUGAACAUUUGAUUUUGAACAGAUCUUGGAGGCAACUUGCAAAACUACAUUUCUUCUGGCAAUCUAGAUGUGGACAGGAUGUAAUCUGAGCACCUAUUUGUCAGCUCUUGGUGCAACUGGAAGUUCAUCCCCACACUUGUACAUUUAGAAUAUUAAGUAAAAUAAAAAUACUAUUUUUUAUAUUGUGCCAAUUUGAAGUGCUAUCACUAUCGGUAUAUCUAAAAACAUAUUUCAAGUUCUUAAAGUAUCUUAUUUGGACAAACUUAACAAUCCUUUAUGAUAUAAAUCAACUUUUAUGUUUGAGUUGCAUCUCUCAGUAACUGCUUUUUUCUUCAAUUCAAUUCCCACUCACUCUGGAUUUACAUGAUAAAAUGGCUCACCUUUCUGUGAAUGCUUCAACUUUCAGCCAAGCCAAUGAUUUUGAAAAACCAACUGGGGCAAAAAUAAUUUGCAUAAAGUAUAACUUGUGCUCAUAGCGCUGUUAGUUUGCAUCAGUAGAGCAAUUUGAUUAUCAUGAUUAUGUCAAACAGUGGAGCUUUUAAUUAUUAACAUUGUUUUAAUACAAAUUGAAUAAUUAUCAGAUCAUUUACAAGUGGUAACACUACCCCAGUCGUACAUGGUCAGUUCUCCAUCAGUAUGUUUGACUUGUUUAUGACAUUCUUGUAUCACUAUUUUUACAUGUUUGCUGCAGGCCUAGCAAAACGUCAGUCUAGCUUUGGUUAUUUUGUUUGAUCGUCGGUCUGCUGAGCCAACAUUAAGGACAUCUCAUGAAACCUCAGCCCAUUACUAACAGUUAAGUAAACAUUGUAAGACAACUCGUAUUCUGCUGAAAAAAAAACAAUCAUAAUCAUAAUAAUGAUAAUGAAAAUUGGAGAGGCAUCCAAAUGGUCAAGCCCUUGUUAUUUUGGUGAAUGCAAGCUAUUGCUUAAUAACUAUCUGCCACUAGUUGGGCUGUGCCCACAAAACACACCAUCACUGUGUACAAAUACAAAAACUGGCCUAUUUGGCAUCAUUUUAUCUCCUACCCAGUUUGGGAAUCUGGAUUAACAGCAAAAACACAGUUUCUCUGCAGGCAGUUUAAACAGUGGGGUUUGUACGGUAUCACAAAGUAAAUUUGAGAUAACAUCAUUCUUUGCACUAGGAAUUGGUUGGUCUAAGAAAAGGUAGUUGUUUGCUGUGUAAAAAAUCAUCAUCUUGAUUAAUGUUGAGUGAACAAAUUAUGAAUUAUUGGGUGCACUCUAAAAUAGCUACUUGAUACAACACAUUAUAUAGAGUUUCUUAAACUAUACAUAUCAAGUGAACAUAAAGAUUUAUGUCGAGCCAGCAUUUUCUGGGGCUCAACUUUAAUAGUUGCCCCAACUACUUUAGUUGAGCCAACCGAAAUGUGUACACUAUUUUGCCAAAAGUAUUCAGUCACCCAUCCAAAUAAUUGAAAUCAGGUGUUCCAAUCACUUCCAUGGCCACAGGUGUAUAAAAUCAAGCACCUAGGCAUGCAGACUGUUUCUACAAACAUUUGUGAAA